CGCCCCGAAAACCCCUUUCACUCUUUUCUCAACCCCUCACCAAAAAAAAAACACACAGAAACCCCAGAACCAAAUGGCCAACGACGGCUUCUCCGGCGCCUCCCUCCCCUCCCCCGGCUCCGACGCCACCAAGCGCCGCGUCACCUACUUCUACGAGCCCACCAUCGGCGACUACUACUACGGCCAAGGCCACCCCAUGAAGCCCCACCGCAUCCGCAUGGCCCACAACCUCAUCAUCCACUACAAUCUCCACCGCAAGAUGGAGAUCAUCUGCCCCUUCCCCGCCGGCCCCGCCGACAUCGGCAAAUUCCACUCCGAAGAAUACGUCGACUUUCUCGCCUCGGUCACCCCGGAGUCAUUACAUGAUCAUGGGCAUGCUAGGCACUUGAAGAGGUUCAAUGUGGGCGAGGAUUGUCCGGUGUUUGAUGGGAUGUUUGGGUUUUGUCGGGCCAGUGCUGGGGGGUCGAUUGGGGCGGCGGUGAAGAUGAAUUUGCAGGAGGCGGAUAUUGCGAUUAAUUGGGCGGGAGGGCUGCAUCAUGCGAAAAAGUCGGAGGCUUCCGGGUUUUGCUAUGUUAAUGACAUUGUGCUCGGCAUUCUUGAGCUGCUUAAAAGACACAGGCGUGUGUUGUAUAUUGAUAUUGACAUCCACCAUGGGGAUGGUGUGGAAGAGGCCUUUUAUACUACAGACAGAGUAAUGACGGUGUCUUUUCAUAAAUUUGGUGACUUCUUUCCUGGAACUGGGCACAUUAAAGAUGUUGGACAUGGUCAGGGCAAGAAUUAUGCCCUUAACGUGCCACUGAAUGAUGGUAUCGAUGAUGACAGUUUUCAAGACCUAUUUCGACCAGUAAUCCGUAAAGUCAUGGAGGCCUACCAACCUGAAGCAGUUGUGCUCCAAUGUGGAGCUGAUUCACUGGCUGGUGACAGGUUGGGAUGCUUCAACUUGUCGGUAAAAGGUCACGCCGAUUGCCUGAGGUUCCUCAGAUCUUUCAACGUUCCUCUAAUGGUCCUUGGUGGGGGUGGGUAUACAAUGCGGAAUGUGGCCCGAUGCUGGUGCUAUGAGACAGCAGUUGCAGUUGGGGUGGAACCUGACAAUAAAUUGCCUUACAAUGAUUACUUUGAGUACUUUGGCCCAGAUUACACCCUUCAUGUGCGACCAACUCCUGUUGAGAACCACAACUCUCCAGCCGAUCUAGAGAAGAUCAGGAAUCUCCUCCUUGAACAGAUUUCUAGAUUGACUCAUACACCCAGCGUACAGUUUCAGACGGCUCCACCAGUCACCAGAGUUCCAGAACAGGCAGAGGAGAGAAUGGAUUAUAGACCUAAGCCCCGUAUAUGGUCUGGCGAGGACUGUGAAUCUGAUGCUGAAGCUUGACUGCUGAUUCAAGUAUAGGUCAUAUGUUGAAACAAGGGAUGCUCCAGCUGAAUUUGAGGUAACUUGAUCCAACGUGCCCGGAAACCAUUUGAAGACUCCUUGUAUCUGAACUGCAUUCCUUUUCCUGCAAAGGAUUUUUAAAAUCAGUUGCAAGAUAACUUAUGUAGCCAUGUAAUCAGUUGUACUUGCGGUGUUCUUAAAUCCUUUCAUAAUUUUCGUAGUCUCCAGGGUUGAUUGGCAUAAACAUAACUUGUAGCUAUUGUAGUGCUCAAAACUUAACUGUGCCUGUGUCUUCUCUUUUGUUAUAGCCAACAAGGGUUAUACAGCCAGUACCUAGAAUUUUGGGUUGCUUAUUGCUUAUUGCCUUUGUUUUUUUUGUUUUUUA
This is a messenger RNA of Daucus carota subsp. sativus, 1757 nucleotides long. RefSeq names its product histone deacetylase 6. Gene Ontology annotation, biological process: regulation of transcription by RNA polymerase II. Gene Ontology annotation, molecular function: histone deacetylase activity. Gene Ontology annotation, cellular component: nucleus. The record is from RefSeq and is a predicted model, not a curated record. Bases 74 to 1372 code for a protein of 432 amino acids. The transcript has 6 exons. NCBI's taxonomy places the organism in Eukaryota, Viridiplantae, Streptophyta, Magnoliopsida, Apiales, Apiaceae.